Molecule: messenger RNA, 1595 nt
Organism: Lineus longissimus
Lineage: Eukaryota; Metazoa; Nemertea; Pilidiophora; Heteronemertea; Lineidae
Product: calmodulin-like
Exons: 6
Coding region: 1-582 (193 amino acids)
Cellular component (GO): myosin II complex
Molecular function (GO): calcium ion binding
Source: RefSeq, a predicted model, not a curated record
AUGGUAAGUCUGCUUGGUUUUAGUGUCAAUGCCGCCAUUUGGAGAUUGGGGGCAAAACGUCUGGGUUACAGAUGCCUGUUGAGUUUUAAAGGACGUAGUCCGGAGCUUGACGAUUUAUCAGAGAUUGAAAUUGCAGUUUGUGAUGAAUAUUUUAGGCGGUUCGACACAGAUCACGAUGGCCUACUAGAUGUAAAAGUGCUCCCCGAUCUCAUACGAUCCCUUGGACAGAAUCCGUCUGAAGAAGAAAUAAGGAUAGUUGUAGAAGAAGCGACAUUUGAACGCGAAGGAGUUGUUGAUUUUGGCGAAUUUCUCUACCUCUGGGCCGAGUAUAGAAAGAGUAAGGAGGAACAGCAGGAAGAAUUGCUUGAUGCAUUUAGGAUGUUUGACAAGGAAAAGAAAGGCUUCGUACCCACGAAUACGAUGAAGAAUAUUCUGACUUCCAUCGGUGAACCUAUGGAAGCGGAAGAAGUCGAAGAGAUAUUUGAGGAGGUUGGAAAUACUGUAGAGGGCAAAAUCUCUUAUAGAGAUAUUAUUGAGCGGGUGACGGACCGCACUGUUGGGAUGGAAACAUGGACGAUAUAGAACACAUCCAUUAGAUGAGGAGGGGUUGGGGUCAAUCGUUCCAGUUAAUAAGAGUUCGAUGUCAUCGGAUUGAUUGAAUGAUGUGAGGUGGGACAUCUGCUGAAAGAAAGAAUGUUGAUAGAUGCAGCUUGUUCUAAAUGACCCGGAUAAAGUGACCGUUAUUCAGAUUGGUUGCCUGGCUACGUCAAUCAAUAUGGCGGCUAGGAAAUUAUCUUUGGAAAUGUCAAACCUUAUACCGUACAGUUAGAAAGUCCGUAACUUCAAUCGACAUGCUCGAAGUUUAGAUUCAGUUAGAAUGAAUGUUAUUACUAAAUUCAACUGCAUUGUACAAAGUAUCGGUGUAAUAGUCAUAGAUGACAAUCAUAUUUGUUAUUCUGUUGGAGAAACUGCAACUUUACUGAUAUGAUUUACACUUUUUUCAACCGCUGCUCGAUGAUGGAGCUGUUAUGCGCUAUAGUUCAGUUAUGAAUAUGCACAGAGCUCCACAUGACGGGUCUUGUCGGGACUCGCCAGCUAAAACCCACCACAUUUUUUGAGAAGCAAUUAUUUGCUUAAAUAAGCGCCAACCGAACUUGACCUUACAUUCCUUUGGCUAUGGGUGUCACGCUUGAAGUGCACUUUAAAAUGCCAGACUAUGACAAUUAGCUACACCCCUUAGAAUUGUCCCGAACUAGAUAUUGUUGUGGCACUUGGCCUUUUUCUGACCUUGUAUCGACCUGUCAACCUUGUCUGUCAUGUCUGUUAUGAUAUUAAAAUUGUUCAACGUAUGCAGCUUUCUCCCGGCAGUCAGCCUUGUCGGAUCAGCCAAUCAAACUGAUCGAAUCUGGUUUCCUCAAGGGUGAUAUCAUCGUUAAGUGUUACUCCAUGGAGCGUAUAUGUAAUCUUACACAUGAAAGUUGUUGUAAUAGCGAUCAUGGCUAAUAUACUUGGAUAAUUAGUACAUAUUCAUGUACAUAGAAUACUUCGCUGAUACUAUGUGUAGUUUAAAACGCGCCAUUGCGCUAAUGCGUUUG